This is a messenger RNA of Cydia pomonella (codling moth), 2023 nucleotides long. RefSeq names its product ran GTPase-activating protein 1 (gene RanGAP). The coding region runs from base 102 to 2006 and encodes 634 amino acids. Gene Ontology annotation, cellular component: nucleus; cytosol; perinuclear region of cytoplasm. Gene Ontology annotation, biological process: signal transduction; activation of GTPase activity; nucleocytoplasmic transport. The transcript is spliced from 13 exons. NCBI's taxonomy places the organism in Eukaryota, Metazoa, Arthropoda, Insecta, Lepidoptera, Tortricidae. Gene Ontology annotation, molecular function: small GTPase binding; GTPase activator activity. The record is from RefSeq and is a predicted model, not a curated record.
ACAAAAAAUUAAAAAAUAUCCGUUGAUUGCUUGCCUUUGGAGUGUAUUGUUCCGAUGUUUUAAUAGUUUUUACGAUUAUUUAUUAAUAAUUAAGUUAUAAAAUGGCGACAUUUGAUUUAAAGUCGUUCAGUUCGGCUUUAAACGAAACAAAUAAAGUACAAAGUGGUGUUGAUUUCACUGGAAAAUCGCUUAAAUUGGACACUGAGAAAGAUGCCAAAGACAUUAUCGCAGCCAUCUCAGCAUGCCCCGACCUGUAUUACCUGACGCUGACAGGCAAUACGCUUGGCGUGGCUGCGGCUGAAGCCAUCGCCAAGGCCCUGGAGUCCCAUCCUGAGCUGAAAGUGGCCCGUUGGUCCGAUAUGUUCACUGGAAGGAUGAAGACGGAAAUUCCGCCUGCUCUAAAAGCGCUUGGAGACGGUAUGAUUGCUGCCGGUGCCCGUCUCAAAGUCCUGGAUCUGAGCGACAACGCUUUCGGCCCCAUCGGCGUCGAGGGACUUGCCAAACUGCUGCAGAGCGAAGUCUGCUCCGAGCUGGAGGAGCUUCGCCUAAAUAACAACGGUCUGGGCAUCACCGGAGCCCGGCUGCUAGCCAAAGCGCUGUCGUCGCGGCCCCCCAAGCUCCGCGUGUUCAUAGCCGGCAGGAACCGGCUGGAGAAUGACGGGGCAACUGCUCUUGCACAGGUUUUCGAGAAAAUGGGGUCCCUAGAAGAAGUAGCGAUGCCACAGAACGGUAUAUACCACGUCGGUAUAUCGGCUCUGUCGGAGGCCUUCAAGCAGAACCCUCAGCUCAGCUGCCUCAACCUCAACGACAACACCAUCGGGCCGAAGGGCGCCGUGGCGGUCGCCGCAGCCCUGCCCAGAUUAAAAAACCUGAAAGCCAUCAACUUCGGAGACUGCCUGCUCAAGAGUAGCGGCGCGCGGACGCUUGCCAAAGCGUUCAAAGACAAUUCAACACUCCUAGAGUGUUUAGAUCUGAGCCACAAUGAGAUCGGUCGUGCGGCGUGCAAAGAGCUGGUGGACGCCAUCACCAUUCUGCCAGACAGCGGAGAACGACUGUCGCGAGUAGUUCUAGCUGGGAACAGUCUCGGAAACGCGGCGAGUAAAAGGGGUAUGAAGGCGCAACUCGGGACCGCCGGGGAACUCACGGACGACGAAGGGGAGAGCGGGGACGAGGAUGAUGAUGAUGACGAGGACACAGAAUCAGAAGAAGAAUCAGACGCUGAAUCACAAGACGAAGAGAACACAGAAGACAGUGCAACAGAGGACGCGCAACAUAGCGUCAACACCACAGCCACAAACAACAACAUCACCCUUGACACGUCAGGCAUGGAGGAAGUGAUGAACGACGUAGAAAGAUUCCUGAAAGAACCCACGUUAGAGAACCUGGAACGGCUGGGUUCGAAUCCGGCUGAUGUCAUCGAAGCACACAUUGAGUCCACACAAGACACAGAAGAGCUUCUAACCCAGUACGUGAACGCGACAUUAUCCGUCGCCGGCCUGUCUCUGAACAGCGACAAAGCCGGCGACGCGGCGCAACAACUCUUCGCAAGGACUAUCGCGGCCGCUAACAAACGUGCUGCUAGCUGGCCGCUCACUGAGAGGCUGUUGAGAGGACUGGCUCUGAUAAAGGUAGGUAAAAACAAUAAAGCAUGUAACUUAUGUAAACUCACGAAAAAACACAAUACAGCAUGUAACCCGACAGAAGUAGCUGGUGAAGCGGUGCAGCAACUUUUCGCAAGGACUAUCGCGGCUGCUAACAAACGUGCUGCUAGCUGGCCGCUCACUGAGAGGCUGUUGAGAGGACUGGCGCUGAUAAAGUCGGAGGAGAAGGCGCCGCUCCGCUGGCACCUGCCCGGCUGCUACGCCAGCCUGGCGCGCGCGCUGCCGGCGCAGUUCCCGGCCGCGCUGCAGAGCACGCUGCGCUUCUUCAUCGGCGCCAAGCUGCCCGGCCUGCCCAGCGAGCUGAGGGACUCGCUGCAGCAGCACCCCGUACUGUUACAGGACUAAUAUAUGCUUACUACAAU